Messenger RNA from Acanthaster planci (crown-of-thorns starfish), 4928 nucleotides. RefSeq lists its product as uncharacterized. Gene Ontology annotation, molecular function: RNA 7-methylguanosine cap binding; mRNA binding. NCBI's taxonomy places the organism in Eukaryota, Metazoa, Echinodermata, Asteroidea, Valvatida, Acanthasteridae. Gene Ontology annotation, cellular component: nucleus. The record is from RefSeq and is a predicted model, not a curated record.
ACAGGUCUAGGACAACUCGUACCGUCAACUCAACCAACUUUACCAACUCAUACCUUUGCCGAGUCGCACCUCCGACAACUCCUCCUCCAGUAAAGACAACUUGUAGUCGUAGGCCCUUAGCCUACCACUGCAUACCUUAUACAUGUUAUACAGCUCGUAUCUUUAGGCUUUAUAGAAAUCAGAUAUGUCAGGGCUUGCCCACUCUCAGACAUGUUAGAGUCAGAGCUUAUUAUUAAAUUGCAAUCAACUUGAACAUUUGGUUUUUUGGUUUUAAUUUGGUUUUUUAGCCAUGUGUUCGUCACCUAGCUUGCCGUUUUGGCUACACUGCCAUCCCUGCAUACAUGUAUGUGCAGUACAUGCCAGUAUGGUGACAUUAAUUUGCCACAUGUUGACGUCAAGCAUGAGCACGGUCAGGCAACUGGUGCUGGUCAACGUCAUUCAGUGUCAUUGCAUGCCAUUUGGAAUCUUCUGAAUUACGAAUAUAAAGGUAUGAGUGGUCUUAACUCGAGGUACAUAUAUGAGUUGUCCAAGGUACGAGUUGCCCAUGAUAUAUGAGUUGUCCAAGGUACGAGUCAUUCAAGGUACGAGUUCAAGGUAUGAGUUGACAUACAACUUGAAUGUUGGGGCAAAUUGUCAAUCGAGUGGUGAGUGCUUGUGGAUUACCUAAAAAGUACAUUCACAUUGCACCCACCUUUUUCUCCUUUGGAAAUUAAAAAAGUUAAACCGCUUUCGCGGCCAUGCACAGUGUUGGUUGGGGCGGCCAGAACACCGUCCACUAGUCUGCAUGCAUGAUGUAUCAUUGCAUCCCUAUUAACACGAUACCUGGAUGCCCCCAGAAUUGUGGGGUCCUACAUGUAUGUCCGCCCCACUCCCAUGUGAGAGCGGUGGGGCAGAUGUCAGACCCCACAAGUCUGGGGGUAAUCCCUGGCAAGUUGAUUCACAACAUAACAUGACACAUGCAAAUUUACCCAAACACGAUAUGCAAUCUGUGUUAAACGCCCCAAACUCCAUCAUGUAGGCAAUUUGCUUUGAAUGGUUGAGUUGUUUAACGGAUGACUUGGUAAACAGUCGAGUUGUGCCACUGGUCGAGUUGUCUCAUUGGUCGAGUUGUCCCAAGUCGAGUUGACAAAUGAUUGAGUUGUCCGACAUCCAUGUAUCCAGCCAUACGUUAUGUCUUGACUACAUGUACCAGUGUUGCGUCCAUCCAUCUGUGCUACAGUUAGGCAGACCCAACUAUGGUACAUGUAACUUCUACAGACCUACUGAAAGAAAACGUUAAGAGAUACCCAAACAAAAACAGUGGGAAUUUUGUCACUGGAUUCGACGUACAUUCCAAGGAGGCUAAAAUUAAGAGGAGGGAGCGAGCCAGGAGAUUUGGAAUCAAGUCACCAGAUAAAACAAGCAAAACCGAGAAGCUGUCCUCGGUGAUUCUUCCACCAGGCUCUACAAUCGGCGGUCACAGGGUUCGCGCAGAGGCCAUUUUCAUUUUGGGUGUUGACGAGAUGAGCACACAAGAUGUCUUCAACUAUUUCAAAGAUUAUGAUCCCUCAUCAAUUGAGUGGAUCAACGACACGUCGUGUAAUGUGGUAUGGCUGGACCCCCAUUCCGCUGCCAGGGCGUUGUUCAACAUGAGCCAACCCCAGCACAUCCUGCCCCAGCAAGUACAUGUACUUCCCCCGCAGCCCUCACCACCCCCAGUACGGGAAGAACAAGAACCAGAACCCAUGGAACAAGAGGAGGAAGAUGACGAUGACGAUUUCUUGGAUCUCGUCAGUGACCGGGAAACAGGGGAGCAGGAGAGACAUCGACGCAGUACCAGCCGCUCCCCAAACCCGACCCCCUCUGCUGCCCCCUCUGCUCAUUCCCCACCCACUUCGUCAACACUGGGGAGAAGUAUGGAUGACAACAGUACAAUGGAGGAUGACAUGGACAUGGGCCCAGUCCACCUCAGCCACGAGGAAGCCACUCGUACAGGCUUGCCUUGCCCUGAAGCCGAAAAGGAGCUGGUCAUGCGAUAUGCAACAACAGCUGACAAGAAGGUUUUUGACCCUAGCCACCGCAGUCAGUACUACAUCAAGUACGGAAAUCCUAAUUUUGGAGGCAUGAAAGGACUCAUCAGUGGCUCGCUGAAGAAAAAAAUUAGAGAGGGUAAGUUUGUCCCGGGCCAACGCAAGCGUCGCUAUGGCGACGACGAUGCCUCAGACGAUGAGGACAGACAGGAGUACGCGCGGAAGCGGCGUAACCAUGGCAAUGGGGAUGACUCACAGAGUCACCGGAGGAUGGAAGAGAGAGACUCGGAUGAUGGCGACAGUGUGGAGAUGGAUCUUCGGCUGCUGACGAAGCCGGUUCAGCCGCGCCGACCGAUGAGGAUGUACGCCGACGAUCUGGAGGAUCAGAUCAAGGCAGUGAGUAGAAAUAAGCCUGCGGUUGCAACACCCCAGAUGACGGAUGCCAGGGAAAGGCUCAGAAUGAACCACCCUGUAGCCACCAGCAGGCAGGGUCUCCUAGCUUACCAGGCCAGUGACGACAACAGUGGCAACAGCGGCAAUGAGAGCGACACGGGUGGCGGCUUCCUCACCGGCUCCAUUCCCAACCUGAAGAUCAUGCUAUCCAAUGACGGCAAUGCUUGGGAUGAUGACGACGACGAUGAGGAAGAUGAUGACGAUGAGGGAGAUGACGCGGGAGCGGGAAAUGAGGUGGCUCCACCCAGAGGUCUCCCGGAUCUCAGGAGCCGGCUGAAAAAUCGGCACUCCCAUCCACACAUCCUAGACACCCUUCCCUCCUUGUCAGUACAGGUGGAUCGAGAUGAUAUCUGAUAAGACAACAAUCACAAAUCUGAAAUAGCUUCUCCCUUUGAAAAUAAUUGAUCUUGAACUGUACAUUAGAUGUUAAUAUAAGACAUUGUUGUAAUUAAAGAUCACAGAAUUCUCCAAAGGGUCAAUUGGUAUUUUGUUUGUCAAACUUGAAAAUAAUAAUCUGUGAGCCGAUGCAUUACCGUGUCAGUGCAGUGAAAUGCUGAUGGGUUAGCCAAUUAGCACCAUUUUUUCUAUCAAGCAUUAUACAGUGAGAUUUGUCCCAAAUAGCCUGCUCCUUCCUUGAUACCAUUUUUGAGUUGGAACAGACCAGCAGUGUUGAUUGUUGAGGGAGAACUUGUGACCACUACAUUGUAAGUCAUGACAGGGUUGAGUAGCCAGUUUAUAGAAGAAGACAUCUCAGCGAAAUGCCUAUGUUUGUUUAGACAAAAAAAAUUGAUUUCUUACCAAGCUAAAUGGACAUGCAAGUAAUGCAAAAAAUAGUUGUAUUUAUUAUUUGUGCCAGCGGGGCACGUUGGCACUCUUUGUACAAAUAAAGCUACAUGUACCUAUGUGUGGCCAAAAGUGCAUCACCUUCAAAAUUUAACUCCAAAGUUCACAUUGUAGAAACUGUUGAAGCUGUUUAUCUUCGCAGUGGCAUCUGUGCCACUGUGAGCAGCCAUCUUGACACAGUUUCUGCAUGCCAUAAUUUAACUUAAAUUUGGCAAUUGUUAACAUUUAUGCUCAUAUUUUUGCUGGUGAAUUAUGGCCCUAGCAAAUUCAAUUCGUACUGAAUGAUCACUGACAACCAGUUCCCAGGGUCCAAUAUCAAGUUUUGGAAAAUUGUCUCACCAUUUAAAAGGUAAAUGGUACCAGUUUUUGUCUUCUUUUCCUACUUGUAGAAUUUCCUCUGUAGAUAUGUAAUGCUAUGAUGUAGGAAAAAAGAGUUGUACUAUUUUAUCUCAGAUUCAGUUAAGCAGAUUUCCAAUUAAGAAAGAAUACUAAAGAAAAUGUAUUACGUGGAAUUCUUUUUAAAAAAAUUGCAAGUACUUGAGAUUUGCAAUAGAGAUCCAGGUGCCAACUCCAGAUUGCGUUUGUAAAUAUACUGUUUUAAGAAUACUCCAUUCUUUUUCACAAGUGUCUGAUAAUCUGUAAAAGUUUGUAACCUUCUAUAAACCCUAACAGUCCUCAGUCCUCCAACAGGUGAAGGAUUGAAGACUGUUAGGGUUAAUUAUGACUUGCAUUUUUAACAUGACUGUCUCCAUUACUGGGAUGUAAACAAACUUGUGGGGCUCUCCUAAUCUAUGCUCCCUCUACUGUGUAAGUGUAAAGAAUUUAUUUAUUGCUAACGGGAACUAUUGAGCAAUUUCAAAAUUGUGAAGUUUCAUUGAUGAUGAAUAGAGAUGAACUUAUGAAGGACAGGUGUACUGUGAGCCCUGAGAGGCUUUGAGGUUCAGCUAUUACUUUAGCUACCAGAAGUCCCAGAACUCUCCAUAUUUCCCCUCUGGGGAAGAUGGAAGAUUAUCAAUGGCAAAUACAGGGUGUGUGCCCUCAACUCUUAGAGGAUAUAAAUAGAUAAAGUUCCAGGAAAUGUGCUUAGACACAUCCCUUCUGAUAAAUAUUGAUGUUUGCAUGUACAUGUACAAGGAGAAAUAAUUUUGCCCACAUUUUCCCCCGGCCAAAUGUCGCUGAAUGUCCAACAGUGGGCCUGAAUUUGAGCACAGUCAGAUCCAAAAAUGUGACCAAAUCCACACAAAAAUCACUCAGAUUCAUCCCACCUCAGCUUUAAAUAGAGAACUUUAUCCCAUUUCCUGAUUUGCAGUGAUAAAGUUGAAGAAAAACACCAUCAACAAAUUUCAUCAGUAGGGUCUGGAGGCGAGGGGCAUCAAAGUUUGUCUCUACUCCUUAAUGGAUUUUCUAUUUAAAUUCAGAAUUUUGUCCAUUUAUAAUUCACACAUUAUCAUCAAAAAUGGCUUAUGCUUGCCGACUCUUGUACCUGAAGAUGUAAAAAUAUGGAGUUAUAUUAUUAAAGGAUGGGGUAGCAGAUGUGUAUAGAAAUAUUCUGACAGAAUAUACUCAAAUUAGAGGACUGGGAGGAUUUAAUAAAGAGUAAAGAUAUCAGUGGGCUGAAAAAUG